CGCCCCGGCCCCGCCAUGGCCGAAGCACCGCAGCUGGUGGACAUCGACCCCGACUUCGAGCCGCUGCCGCGGCCCCGCUCCUGCACCUGGCCUCUGCCGCGGCCGGAGUUCAACCCGCCCAGCUCGGCCACUUCCAGCCCGGCGCCGUCGUGCGGCGGGCAGCCCGAGGGGGCGGCCGGGGCCGCGGCCGGGGCCACCGCCUCUGGAGCGCUGAGCGCCGACUUCAUCAGCAACCUCAGCCUGCUAGAGGAGAGCGAGGACUUCGCGUCGCUGCCCCCCGCCACUGCCCCCCCGGAGGCGGCCGCCUGCCGCUGCGGGGACUUCCCGGCGCCCGAGGCCGGCUGCCGCCUCCACCCGCCGGGACCGCCGCCGGUGCCGCCGGUGCCGCCGCCCGUGGCCGGUCUAUCACCGGGCCCCGUGGCCGGGCAGCCCCGCAAGAGCAGCUCGUCGCGUCGCAACGCCUGGGGCAACCUGUCCUACGCGGACCUCAUCACCAAGGCCAUCGAGAGUUCCCCCGAGAAGCGGCUCACCCUCUCCCAGAUCUACGAGUGGAUGGUCAAGAGCGUCCCCUACUUCAAGGAUAAGGGCGACAGCAACAGCUCGGCCGGCUGGAAGAAUUCAAUCCGUCACAACCUGUCUCUGCACAGCAAGUUCAUCAGAGUGCAGAAUGAGGGAACAGGGAAGAGUUCCUGGUGGAUGCUCAAUCCUGAAGGAGGAAAGAGUGGCAAAUCUCCUAGGAGGCGAGCAGCGUCCAUGGAUAACAACAGCAAGUUUGCCAAGAGCAGAGGCAGAGCUGCCAAGAAAAAAGCAUCCCUUCAGUCUGGUCAAGAGGGAAAUGGUGACAGCCCUGGAUCACAAUUCUCAAAGUGGCCUGCAAGUCCCAGCUCUCACAGUAACGAUGACUUUGAUAACUGGAGUACAUUUCGACCUAGAACUAGCUCUAAUGCUAGUACAAUUAGUGGAAGACUUUCUCCUAUUUUGCCGGAGCAAGAUGAUCUUGGAGAUGGGGAUGUGCACUCUGUGGUAUACCCAUCAUCAGCCACCAAAAUGACUUCUACUCUACCCAGCCUUUCAGAGAUGAGUAAUUCUGAGAACAUGGAAAAUCUUUUGGAUAAUCUUAAUCUCUUGUCACCUAAUACAUCAAUGACUGUGUCAACCCAGUCUUCAUCUGCUACCCUGAUGCAGCAAACACCAGGUUACUCAUUUGCGUCCUCAACCACAAGUAUAGGCUCACCAAAUCCAGACUACAGGAAAUUUACUUACGCUCAAGCUAGCAUGAACUCUUUGUCCCAGAUUCCUAUGCAGACUCUCCAAGACAGUAAAUCAAGCUAUGGAUCGAUGAGCCAAUAUAACUAUCCUGGACUUUUGAAGGAGUUACUGACUUCCGAUUCUCCACCGCACAAUGAUAUCUUGGCAUCAGUAGACACUGGUGUUUCCCAGGCUGGUGGCAGGGUGCUGGGCCAAAGUGUGCUGAUGGUCACUAACUCGGUGAUGCCAACUUAUGGCAACCAACCACCCCACAACAAAAUGAUGAACCCUAAUGCCCGCCCUCACCAAGGACAUAACCAGCCAACACCUGCAGUUAAUGGCCGUGCCUUGUCACACACAGUGAACACCAUGUCACACACUUCAGGUCUAAAUCGCUUGUCAACAGUGAAGACUUCGUUACAAGUGCCUAUGAGUCACCCAAUGCAGAUGAAUGCUAUGAAUCCGUAUGCCCCUGUUAACAGUUGCAACGGCUACGGAAGGGUGGGAAUUGUUUCCCUCCACCAGGAGAAGCUUCCCAGUGACUUAGAUGACAUGUUAAUUGAACGGUUGGAUUGUGACAUGGAGUCGAUUAUCCGUAAUGACCUUAUGGAUGGAGAAACAUUAGAUUUUAACUUUGACAGUGUAUUGCCUAACCAAAGUUUUCAGCACAGCGUAAAGACAACCACACACAGUUGGGUGUCAGGCUAGGAUGUAGUAGGAGGCUAUGGUUAAAUUCUCCAGACUUGUCUGACAGCAGGAACUGAGAAAAGCAGUACAAAGAUGUCCUUCACCUUUCUUUUUAAUUUUCUUGACAAAGCUGUGCGCAUGCACUGACUUUUUGGGGGGGUCUUUUUUUUCUUUUUUCUUCCUUUCGUCAGAGUUGGCAGCAGAGAGAGUGUUUUCCUGUACAGGAUGUUUGCCCAAGGUUUGCAGGUUAUGUGCUGCUGUAGAUAAGAACUGUGCCAUUGGAAAUUUCAUUACUCUGAAGUGCCAAAUUCACUACACCAUAUAAUCUCAGCAAAGACUCUUACUUACAUCAUGUCGUGCUUUCGGUUUUGUACAGUGUGAUCUAUAGAAGAAGAAUUGUUUUCUAAGACUAUCUGUUUUGGUCCAAGAAAAAUUUAUAAACUUUUGUAAGAAUACUGUGAUGAUCUCAUGCCCUAAGUGAGUUUAACCUUUGUUGAUGUUACCUGUGUUUUGAUGAAUUGAGAUAACUGUGGACUUGCCUUGCAGCAGUAUGAACUACAUUAUUUUACUCAAAAUUGCCACACAUUUCAUAUGGGAAUAGAAUAGCCUGUUAAAUAUGAUCCUACUAAACUCAUUGACUUUUCAAGGCAAACAGUAGGUUAAAUGCCAUUUGGUAAGUUAUCUGUAUUCGUGUAAAUUUAUGCAAGAAUAUAUUUCACUGUCAGACUAAUGACUUUAUUGUUGGGCUUAAGAUAAUUUUUGGAAUACUUUCCAAGCUAUUUUUCUUAUAAUUAAAAUCUACUUUUGUUACGUAGGCAACUUAAAAAAAAAUAAAUCUGAGAUCUGGCAGCAUUCAUAACCUUUCAAUUUUGUACAGUAUUUUAACUGGAUUAAGUACAUGUUUUUAUAAAUUUCCAUACCACUUGGGAGUGCUAAUAAAGAAAAAGCUUAAUAAGGAUAUUGAAUACAAAACAUUUCUGUUUUGACAUCCCUUUUUUUGUUGUGUGAUGUAUAAAUAUAGACAACUUUAUGUUUAGAAAGUAUUUAAUCAGUUUUAUAUAUGCAGUUUUAGAAAUGUCAUCUGCUUUUAUUAUCAUUUUCACUCUGACUACCACAAAGUGUUAAGUAUUCAUUGUUAAGAUGCUUGUACAAUGCUUCACAUUUAUAUUUAUUUCAUGGAGGUCUCAUAAUGUUUGUGCACUCAAGAGCAGGACCUUUUUGUGGAAAAUUCAUAAUUGUAGUAAAAUUAACAAAAAAAUUGUCAUUUGUCAUAAUUAGCACUAGUUUUGGGGUUCAUCAGUGUUUCUUUUGUAAAGUAGUACAUUCGAAGAGGAAAGAAUGCUACCUUUGAGUGGGAGGCUAAAAUUUCCGUGCCACCUUAUUGCAAGACAAAACAUUAUGUUGUCUUUUUUUUUUUUUUUUUAAUAAGAAAGAUAAAGUAAGUGGCAAACUUAUACAAAUGCAUGAGCUUUAGGGUAGGGGAAAGCAUUAAUGAGAGACAUCUUGUUUCUGUGGAAAAACUUGCUCUUGUUGGAGUAGGCACACUGACAGCUACCAGAGCAUUUUCAGGAGUGGGUCUUGGAAUACAUGACUUCUGAUUUUUUGUAAUUGCACGAUGCAGUUUUUAUGGAUGUGUGGAUAACAGGCCUCACCUGUCUUUUCACUGGUUGCUACACAACAUUUGUGUUAUAGAAAUCCUUGGAGCUUUUUUAUGCCCUGACAGGAUGAACAGCUUUUGUGCUAGGCCUGGCUUUUAUGAAGGGGAGAAUCAAAUAUUUUUACACUGAAUUUUCUUUUGUCUAAAUGGCUCAUAACUGGAAAACGUUCUAAUUGAAAUUUAUCUUCCCUGUAGUGAUGGUGUAUGGUGCAGAAAGAAACAGGAUGUGCCAAGUAAAUGAAGUUUAGUAACAAGCUAUAUAUUUAAUGAUCCUGUUAUGACUUUCCUAGGGCUCUGCAAUGUAUUUAUUGAUGUGCUAGCAUUUAGCUCCCUGCUGGGCUUAAAUUGCUACUAAUUACAGCUGGUCCUACUUUUUUAGAUAUACUGUUAUGCUUGUCAGCAGUUCCAGAGGCUGAUGUUAAGCUGUCUUGUGAUACAGGAUCUCCCCCAGCGUGAAAUCAGUCUUUGAACUUGCUUUGAGCAAAAUCAAAUGUUCUUAGUGCCAAAGCCUCAAUGAAGCCACCUGCUUUUACAGGCAAAUAUCUCUAGUAGGAUCUUCGCUAUCAAAUUCAUUAUCUCUGAAAUGUGAUAGUAAGUACUGGCAGUGGAGCAAGUAAAAGUCUCACAUAGGUUUCUGAAGAUCCUUCUUUCUGCUGCGUGUGCAAAAAUGUUUGCUCCCAAAUAGGCACUGAUACACAUAGGCCAAAAUAGUCGUAAAAUUCACAUCUGCAUGCAAAGAAAGCAGUACUCUAUGGGGAUGCAGCUGAACAUGCUACAUUUAACAAUAUACCUCCUUUUUAUUAUUAACUGCUACUGUAUAACUUCCUGUAAACAUAUAUUUUAUUCAUUUCCUUUUAUAACUAUGAAUAACGUAAAUGUAGCCGUUCCUUAAUUACAACAGUCUGUAGGAAGCCCUUUUAAUUAUUGUGAGAAAACAGUUGUAGGUAAUCAGAGGUUUGGAUGUGUGAUCAAUUUUUUUUUUUUUUUGGUGGUGCCAUUCUAUUAUUUUGCAAUUGUAAUUCUGGAAUACUGUGAAGUUUGGUGAAGGAGCAUGUUGUCUGCCUUGAAAACAAACAUUAUGUGACCUCUAGUAAUAAAUCCUUUUUCAGUAAAAGUACCAAGUUUCUGGAGUAAUUGUCAGAAUUGUUGUAAAUGAUUGAUUUGUGAAUUGUGCAGAUGAUCUUAUCUAUGCAGCCUUGUUUUUGACUUUUCUCUGGUUUGUACUGUUAUUAAAAGUUUAUUGUAUUAUAGAGCUGUUCAGAUAUUUUAAAUAUAAAGAUGUAUGGUUUCCAUAAUAUAGCUAUAUGAUAUAUGUUUAGGUAGUAGAUGCAUUAAUUGGAAAGCUCUGCUUUGAUAAACUGACAGUUUGCCUACACUUAUAAGCAAAAAUCGUAUUGCUUAUUAUUGGCUUAAAUCAACAGAGCAUCCCUGAGAAGUUAAAAUUGGACCAAUUAUAAAACAGUAUAAAAUUUGCACUUGUUAAACCACUGGAUGUAUGUUAGUACUUUUUUAUUUUUUUACUGAUUUGAAAUUCCUAUUUUCAUUAUGAAAUUGCUAGAAUUCUUAAUUUAUGACUGAUUUUAAAUAAGGUAUUCUCAUUAUUAUUAUUAUUAUUAUUAUGGUAAUCAUAAUGUAAGAUGCAGCAUGGUUUAUGCAAGCAAAAAGCAAAUUAUUCUACAUUAAAACUGGCCUCUUUUUUGAAGGUGUUCCACAAACCAGCAAUAUUAUGAAAGAUUGGCAUGUACAUACUGCUAGUUCUAUUUGUGAGUGGUGUGACAGCUCUUCAACGCUUCACUGCUCUGACUUAGUCACAUUGCAAAAUUAAAAUUCAUAUGUGGAUAUUUUCAGAAAAAGUGCCUGAUGUACUUCUACAGACACAUGAGAACAAUCCCUGACAAUUUGUUGUAUAAAGCCAUAAAUGUAUAUAAAUUAUGUUUAAAAGGUUUUGUGUCCUUUCUUGUAUACAGAGAAUGAGAUUUGUACCAGUAUUCUACUUGUGAUUAGUAAUCCUUCUACUCAGACUUUGUUGUAAUCACUUUCCUUACCAUGUAAUCUUUUUAAUGAUGAUGAUCCCAUUUGGACAAUCCUGAUGGCAUUAGCAAUUUUAUACAGAAAAAUACCUCAUGGUACCAAGUUUUGCCUGGUGAGAUGAUAACAUAUUAAUGAGCAAACACUAACUGCAGAAUAGUUAACAAAUUUUCCAUUACUUGGUAUAAAGGAAUUUUUCUCUUUUGGCAUUGCUUGUGGAAUUGGAACUGUAGCAGGUACAGGAACCUAACAGGGCUGUGUUACCAGUGUUCUAUCACAACCUAGUGUGCUAAAAGUAACUUGUUUACAAGUCUUUGAGACUAAACGCAAGAAGAAUCCAUGCCUAACUCCUAGGGCUCUUGAGAUUUUUGUGUAGAGAUGUGUCAUUUGUUACUGGAAGCUGCAUUAGGUGGCAUCAGACCAUGUUGCCAAUGCUUCAACAAACGUAGUUCAGAGAAAAUUACAAAGAAGUCCUGAAAUCCUUUCAGAAUGGGUAUUUGUAAGUAUAAGCUCUUAAUAAAAUUGCUAUGACAUGA
This is a messenger RNA of Lepidothrix coronata (blue-crowned manakin), 6156 nucleotides long. It is a transcript of the gene FOXO1, whose product is annotated as forkhead box O1. NCBI's taxonomy places the organism in Eukaryota, Metazoa, Chordata, Aves, Passeriformes, Pipridae. The transcript is spliced from 3 exons. Gene Ontology annotation, cellular component: nucleus. Gene Ontology annotation, molecular function: RNA polymerase II cis-regulatory region sequence-specific DNA binding; DNA-binding transcription factor activity, RNA polymerase II-specific. The record is from RefSeq and is a predicted model, not a curated record. Bases 16 to 1956 code for a protein of 646 amino acids. Gene Ontology annotation, biological process: insulin receptor signaling pathway; regulation of transcription by RNA polymerase II.